GCGACUUCUCCCUCUUUCAAAAUGCUCAGCAGGACUUUGCUUCUCUGCCUCUUGGCCGCUGCGUUCAGCACAGGCUCCUCUCUGAGAUGCAAAUGGAUGGAUCACAAAUUCAGACAGUGCAGCGAAAACUGCCUGAAUCUACUGGAAACUAUGGCUAAUAACUCCACUAACACCACUGGACACGCUGCAGUGACCUUCCCUACUGACCUGUACAGCCAGGCGUCCAAGGCUUCAGCUGAGGAUAAAGUUGGUUUCACAGUUCAGGUUCUGGAGGAGGUGGUGGUUCUGUUUGAGGAGGACCACAGCUCUGCAUCCUGGGAACAGGUCACAGUGGAGAACUUCCUCAGCGUUGUAACUCGGCAGGCCGAAGGCCUCCGCUCCUGUGUGAGUACUGGGAGCCACAAGAAGAACAAGAAGCUGCAGAUGUAUUUUAAGAGACUCUCACGCCAUGUCCUAGAGCAAAUGGACCACAGUGCUGAAUCCUGGGAACUGAUCAGGAAGCAAAUCAAAACCCAUCUGAUGAGAACAGACCUUCUGAUUUCAUCUCUGCUCACUGUCAACUAAAACCAACUAUUUAUUUUAUAUUUUAUUUAUUUUU
This is a messenger RNA of Betta splendens (Siamese fighting fish), 598 nucleotides long. Its product is annotated as interferon a3-like. Lineage: Eukaryota; Metazoa; Chordata; Actinopteri; Anabantiformes; Osphronemidae. Gene Ontology annotation, cellular component: extracellular region. Gene Ontology annotation, molecular function: cytokine receptor binding. The record is from RefSeq and is a predicted model, not a curated record. The coding region runs from base 22 to 564 and encodes 180 amino acids. The transcript has 5 exons. Gene Ontology annotation, biological process: defense response; response to exogenous dsRNA.